Molecule: messenger RNA, 1039 nt
Organism: Durio zibethinus
Lineage: Eukaryota; Viridiplantae; Streptophyta; Magnoliopsida; Malvales; Malvaceae
Product: protein AE7-like 1
Source: RefSeq, a predicted model, not a curated record
GCUUUUGCGAAACUUUACCCCACCAAUAAAAAGUGACGUGGCACUACCGCAUUGGAUGGAAAGAAGAUAUAAACAACUAAUCCGUGAUCAAUGCUUUCAAUAAGAAAGUCAAAGCAAUUUCUAGUCAACACCUUCAGUUUUCCUUAUCUUCCACCGAAAAAAAAAAGGAACUUGUAGUCCGUGAACCAAAUCGUAGAAGCGAAGAACAGCGAAACAUGACUCUGGGCCUGAUCAAUGCGAACCCAGUGGUUCACGCCAAGAAAGAACGAGUCGCUCGCACCGAAGAUCCUCACGGCGACGACGCCGUUGAUCCCCUCGAAAUCUAUGAUUUUGUGAGGGAUAUCAGAGAUCCAGAACAUCCGUAUUCAUUGGAGCAGCUUAGCGUUCUCUCCGAGGAAUCAAUCACCGUUGAUGAGAAGCUCGGUCGAAUUCUGAUAACUUUCACUCCCACUAUUCAGCAUUGCAGCAUGGCGACCGUAAUCGGUCUAUGCCUAAGGGUUAAACUAAAAGAAUGUUUUCCUCCACAUUUUAAGGUUGACAUUAAAGUAGCUCCUGGAUCUCAUGCUGAUGAAAAAUCAGUUAAUAAGCAGUUGAACGACAAAGAAAGAGUUGCCGCUGCCUUGGAGAAUCCUAACCUUCGCCAACUCGUGGACGAGUGCCUUUACUCCAAUGAACUUUGACCAAGCACACUCACCUGCUCCAAACCUUAUGUACAGAUCAAACAUCAGCAGCUCUAAAUGCGAUAAGAAGUGACUUUGCUGUCAUGUAAUUUUUAUUUGCUGAAUGUAUAUAUGGUUUGUGUGUGUCCCCCUUUUACUUUGCCGAAGAGUGCUUCUAGGAUAUCUCUUUAGGUGGGGAAAACUAAUGGUGCUACUUGUUUUUAAUCAUAUAGGCUUCCUAACAAUUAAGAGCAUGGGAACCUUUUUAUGUAUGAUGCAAUUCAGAAGCAGGACAUGUUAGAUUUUCUAGUAAUAGUUGUCUUGUGCGACAGUUUCUGUUUUGUUUGAAAACUCGGGUAUAAUUCUGGAAACAUUCUCUA